Molecule: messenger RNA, 1431 nt
Organism: Megalopta genalis
Lineage: Eukaryota; Metazoa; Arthropoda; Insecta; Hymenoptera; Halictidae
Product: chymotrypsinogen B
Biological process (GO): proteolysis
Molecular function (GO): serine-type endopeptidase activity
Source: RefSeq, a predicted model, not a curated record
UUUGCAAAAUUAUUUAUUGCCUGACAAUGAGAUUUCCGCCGGAAGAACGAAUAAUGCCUUGAGCCAAGGUAGCCAGUGCAGGGAAAUUCACCGCGAGUCACGAAAUAGGAUUCCCAGGAGACCUCAGUUCGGAAUAUGUUUUAAGCGUUGUCAGUCGAUCGAACAAAAAUGUUGUCCCCCUCUGUUCUCUCCUUCUUCGUGACUUUUGUGUGCUGCGCCUUCGCGCAGUUUCAAAGUUUCUUGAGCGAUCCGUACGAGACUAAUGCGAUCAACUGUCCCGAUGACAAAAUAUGCAUUUUCGUCGAGAAUUGUCCAGCUAUCGCGAGCCUAAUGAACCAAAAUCUGCUUCACAUACACAGGUUUCGUCAAGCGAUUUGUGGCUACGACAAUGUCAAGGUAAAAGUUUGCUGUGAUUUAGAAAGCCGUGUUGAAAAUCCAGCGUUCGUUCCAGCGGAUGGUACACCGUUUAGGGGAUCAAACUUCAUUUUGGAGUGUGGAAAAAGUUUCGCCAGUAAUAAUUUCAACGCUUUAGGAGUGUAUCCUUUCGUUGCGAGGAUUGGCUUCUGCGGCACGACUGGGGAAACGAAGUACGCUUGCAGCGGGGUAAUUUUAAACGAACGAACAAUACUGACUACUGCAAGUUGUGCUCUCACAAAGAGCGAUGAUUAUAGAUUGAAUUUUGUACUUGUUGGGCAAUUUAAUCCCGAAACUGAUCCAGAGUGUACCGCUCGGAAAUAUAAUAUAUCGUACAUCAUAAAACAUCCAAAUUAUCAAACGGAUACAUUUGCUAAUAACAUAGCAAUGCUACGGUUGCGAGAACCAAUACAAUAUACAGAAACUGUGCAGCCAAUAUGUCUACCUCCCAAAGAUAUAAAUCCAACUGGCGAUUCUGUCCUUGUCGGAUGGGGAAAACUUUCCAGUCAAAAGAUCAAAUCUUGUCAACAACAAUCUUUGAAAAUGAUAAUUACAUCGAUUCAGGAAUGUUCAAAUUAUUAUACGCAAGGAUACUCGGUAGAGCUUUGCGCAAUAGGAGAUGAAAUGCCUUGUUCCGGGUACAGCGGUAGCCCUCUGUUAUAUAAAUAUGGAGAUACUUAUUUCUUGUUAGGCAUCCUGUCGUACGGUUCCGAUUGUGACUCAACUAACAACUACCCAUCAGUCUUCAUCAAUGUUCAAAGAUAUAUACGCUGGAUUUUAGAAAAUUGUUAAUUAUACGAAGAAUGGAAAAACUAAUUAUCAAAUGUAUCACGUGAAUGUCAACUUACAUUUCAUGUUUAUCAAUCCAAGAUUACGAUUUGUGUUUGAAGAUGUUUAAGUACUUUCCACGUGUCAUCUCUUUCGCCUCUUCCAGUCCUAAUUGAUAAGCCAUGUCGUGUAAUUUUUUUACUUCAGCUAUUAAACCAGUCAUCGACAAAUUUCCAAGUUCUAAAACAA